Enhydra lutris kenyoni (northern sea otter) is the source of this 3962-nucleotide messenger RNA. RefSeq names its product RNA-binding motif, single-stranded-interacting protein 3. The record is from RefSeq and is a predicted model, not a curated record. The transcript has 5 exons. Bases 18 to 371 code for a protein of 117 amino acids. Lineage: Eukaryota; Metazoa; Chordata; Mammalia; Carnivora; Mustelidae.
CUGUGAUUACGCCGACAAUGGACCAUCCUAUGUCAAUGCAGCCAGCAAACAUGAUGGGCCCCCUGACGCAACAGAUGAAUCAUCUUUCAUUGGGCACAACAGGAACGAUUCAGUCCCAAGACAGGAUUAUGAUACUCCACCAGCUGUUGUGUCAGUAUAUGACUGCUGCCGCUCCUAUGCAAGGGACCUACAUUCCCCAGUACACGCCUGUGCCUCCAACAGCUGUUUCUAUUGAAGGUGUUGUUGCUGAUACCUCUCCCCAGACAGUGGCACCUUCAUCCCAGGACACCAGUGGUCAGCAGCAACAGAUAGCAGUGGACACAUCCAGCGAACAUGCACCUGCAUAUUCUUACCAACAGUCUAAACCAUGAACAAGACUGAAGAAUGUUCGUCGGAAACAUUGCCUUGAACGAAGAAACUUCAUUGAACAGGAAGUUGGCUUCCAGUUUGCACAGGCGUCGAUGGAAUGCUUUCUUUCUUUCUUUCUUUCUUUUUUUUUUUUUUAAUUUUCUACUUUACCCAGUGAAAACAAAGUGUUUUUAUGUGCCGUGCAAAUGGUUCCUUCAUGUGGUCUGACAGUUUAUUUUUGCCAUCUUUUUUUUUUUUAAAGAAAAAAAUCCCAGAAGAGGAAACAAACAAAACCAACAACAAAACAAAACACAGAAGGUUGACAUUUUAUCUGGAAGACCAUUUGAAUUCAGAAUUUACCAGAAGAUGUAGACAGAUUUUUGUUUUUUUAAAACAGAAAAUCAGAUAUCAAGAGGUGGGCAAAGCAGAAAUGGAAACAAAUUGUCUUCCUUGGUAAUUAAGCUACCCUUUCUUUUCCCCUUUUUGUUUAAAUCUAGUGGGUUGGUUUUUUAUUUUAUUUUUUUCUUAGAAAUAUUUAGGUAAGGUUUAUCUUGAAUCUUAAUUGCCUUAAUUUUAAGGACGUCAAAGGCUCUCAAGGCAAGCUGUCAACGUCUUGUUAAAAAAAAAAAUUCAAGAAAGAAUUGAAAUAUUGUGCCGGCUUUAACUGGUACAGAAGUUUAAGACUAUGAGUUUUUAGGGUGAAAAAAAAAACUGUACAGUUUAAAAGAAAAUGUUUUUCUUCAUUUGAAGAAAAUUUGUUGAUAAAAGAAACCAUGGCAACUGCAAGAAUUGGGAAAAUGCUGGGACUUUUCAUGAACUUUGUCUUAAGUGUUGAAUCAUUCUAGAAGGCUAAAACAUUUUACGGUAAAGUUAUUAAUGUUGGUUUAAAAACAACUGCAUUAGAAAUAAUGCGUGUUUGGGGGGCAGAAUGCAGAUUUUUUUUAUUUACGAAGCGUGAUCGCUAGCAAAAGCAUUAGUGCUUUUUAUCUGCAGUCUUUUUUAUGAGCUUUACAAAGUUUUUAGUCAGCUUUGCUUGUCACAUUGCAAAACCUAGCUUAAGAGCAUUAAAAAAAAAAAAAACUUAAGUAGAUAGGAGCUUAUGGUCAAAAAGUGCAAAAAAAAAAAAACAAAAAAAGCAAUAGAUAGAGAAAUUGUUGACAAUUUCUGUAGUCUUUCCUAGUUGUGAUCAAAUUCAGCCUAUGGAUGGCCUAUUUUAUACCAAAGAUGAAGUGGCACCCUAUUGCAGUCCAGAAGAUAGAGGUUGUUUUCCAUUUCUUCUCUUUUCUUUUUAAGAAUUUUAUUUGACCUACAUGGCCGGACCAGUUCUUACUUUGUUGUUUGUUUAAACUACCUUCCACUGGUGUUUUAUAUACUGCAAAACAAAACACAACAAAAGGUGUUUUGUUUUUGUUUUUGUUCCUGUUUCUGUUUUUGUUUUUUUGUUAACAUGCAUUUGUUGAUUCUAGUAGAAAAGCUUGCACCUGCUGUGUUCAGCAGUUUCCGCAGGAAGAGUUCUGGAUACCAACUGACAGAGCCAAAUGGCUUUAUAUUCAAUCUGUGAGCUUUUCUAGUUCCUUACUAGCUCUCUUGAAUGGUGACACCUGUGUGGAUGGCCACUGAUAUGUGGAGACCCUUGUUUAACAGGUUGAAAUUCCUUUCUGUGAACUUUGAACUAAAGGUCCUUCCCGGAACUGGUCUGAAAGGUCACUUGUCAAAAAACAAAACAAAACAAAACAAAACAAAACAGCUUAGUGAUAUUCUGUUAAGUGAUGAGUGGUCUCCUGAAAAGGUCUCAUUGUAUUUGUAACAAUAGUCUUCCUUUUCAAUCCAACACCUCUAGGUUUUGUCUUCUCACCUCAGUCUUUGUUCAUCUACCAUGAAUAGUCACCUUGAUUCUGCGAGUGGGGAGGGGCUAUCUUCUUCUUGCCUCCUGUCAUUGCAUUUUCAUACCCUGGUGUUGUCAGAAGAAGGACAAAAAUAGACCUUUUGUUUCUGUUUAACUCUCUGAGACAAGUAGGACCAAUCAGAUUGAGGAUUCUGUUAGUGGAGUUUAGGUAAGCUUUUAAAAUGCUAGUUGACAAUCAAGAAAUUGUAUGAUUUAUAUUGAUAAGAACCAAAAGUAUUAGGUUUGCUCAAUCUUUAAAGCCAAAGGAGAUAUAUUUGCUUUGAGAAUGAUGCAAAACUUUGUCUAAAGUGAAUUAGAUUGACUUAACAAACAUCUCUGCAUAUUUGACUCAUGGAAUCCAUGUUCAACCUGUAUAGUUUUACCUGAAAUUAAGACUGAUGGAAGUUUGUUAGUUGAACCAUGCACCACAGUUGCUUUCUGAAGGGAUCAUUAGAAGCAAAGAGGGGAAAGUCUUUGCACAAACGAAGUCCGGGGAAAUUGUCUUAGUCCAGAGGGAAGAGGGAAAUGCGUGAAGUGCACUGUUAAAGAAAACAGGGUAGGCUUUUAAAAACUACCAAAAAAAACCAAACAAACAAACAAACAAACAAAAACCCUUAAAAGGCAAAUCACAUUCCCAUUAGGUCAAUAUCAGUAAUGAGUCUGGCUGUUCUGAAAUUGUCAGUAUUCAGCUAUUUGUGACCUGUUAACAGAAACGGGCCCAGUUCUUUUAUUUGAAACCCCAUGAAUUGGAAACUCAAGUUUAGAAAGUGGCUCCCUAUCUUUGCGGUCAAAUCAGAGGCAUGAAUGGAUCCAAGAAAAUGUAGCAUGUGCUGCUACAGAGAAAUUCCAUCUGGUGACACCCAUCCUUAAUGGUUUUCCAUGCUCUCAAGAGAAUCCUAGAUGUGUGCUUUCUUCUGUUCUGUCCUUCAAGCAUCUCAUGUAUUUCAAGGGUGGCACUUAAGUUUUAUCUUUGCGAAGCAGGCCCCUGAGUUACAGGGGGUAUAAGGAAUAUGUAUAGGAACUGUGCUUUUUGUUUCUCUUUUUCAGUCUCUGAACUCUUUGUAUAAAUAAGGAUUAUCCUGGGCAUAAUUCAUUUGACUAUGAAACCAACAUGCUUUCUUUUGUUUCUGUAAAACACACACACACACACACAUACACACACACACACACACACACACACACACACAAAUCUUAAUGUGAUACAAAGAAAGUCUCAUUUACGCAAUCAACAAUGAGGCUAAGAGGUAGCUACCAUGUGGCUGAUGAAUGUGCCUAGGUAACUUCCUGUUUCUAUUCAAAACUACUGCUUUAUUUAUACAUUCAGAAACAUUUUUUUCAACUAUGAAAUUUCAAUGAUCUCAAUUUUUUUAAGCCACUUUAGGCACAAGGAAAUUACCUGUCAUUUUAUGUGUCCAUGUGUGUUUUGUGUUUGGAUUUUUAAUAUCAUGCCAUUCUAGAAAAUAUCUUAUUUCAAACCAAAAAGAAAAGGAAAAAAAAGGAAAAAUGACACAUGUUCAAAUUUGCAUCUGUCAUCUUACCUAAUGACUGUUUUUAAGAGUCAAGUCUGGGGGAAUAAAAAAAAGCAUGAACAGGUAAGCAGCAUCACAUUGUAUGAAGACUAAAACAAACCAAAAUAAUGUGUUCAAUAUAUACAGACAUCAGAAUCUUGAUUUAAUCGGCAACUGAUAUAUAUGGUGAUUCUAAUCCUAUUUAGGACACUUUUUUUUUU